UGUUUAUCGCUGGCAUUUUGAUGCUUUGAGAUGCCGCUCAAAGACUGUCUCACACAAAUAUAUGUGAAAAUAAGUCGAUGACAUGUGUCAAAUUGCUUCGAAAAAUGCGGUUUUAAUAUUGUUAUUGUGAACAAAUCAAAACAUAAAAAUCAAGAGAAAUUGAAAACACAUAAAUAUCAAACGAAAAAAAAAAUAUGUCAGGCAAUCAAAUAGAGGAGCUGGAGGGCUCGGAAUUAGGCACAAAAGACUAUUGGGAUAAAAGUUAUGACACAGAAAUUGAGAAUUAUAAAUCCCAUGGUGAUGUUGGUGAGGUUUGGUUUGAUGAAGACAGUCAAAUUCGUGUGAUUAACUGGAUGUUGAAAAACGACAUUCCCGAAGACAAUCAAAUUAUCGAUUUGGGAUGUGGCAAUGGCAUGAUGUUAGUUGAACUAUACCGUGAGGGAUACAAGAAUUUAAGCGGUGUUGAUUAUUCGGAGAAUGCCAUUGAAUUGGCCAAACAAAUAGCUGCCGAUCAAGAUAUGCAGAUAACCUAUGAAGUAUUGGAUUUGUUAAAUGCAACGCAGAUAACAGAGAAAUUCGGCAACAAACAAUUUGACAUUGUACACGAUAAAGGCACAUAUGAUGCGAUCAGUAUACAUCCUGAGAAUCCGGCCGAAAAACGUGCUGCGUACAUUCAAAAUCUCCAUAAUUUAACAUCAAACAAUGGACUGUUGAUACUUUCCUCCUGUAAUUGGACCGAAUCUGAAUUAUGCACAAGCUUGAAUGGGAAAUUUGAAUUGUACAAAACAAUACCAACGCCAACGUUUAAAUUUGGUGGUUCAGUUGGUAGCGUUGUCACGCAAAUUGUUUUUAAAAAACAAUUGUCAUUAAUAACAUAAUUAUUCAAUAAAAUAAUGGUAUUAUUAAUACUGAAAA
Molecule: messenger RNA, 915 nt
Organism: Contarinia nasturtii (swede midge)
Lineage: Eukaryota; Metazoa; Arthropoda; Insecta; Diptera; Cecidomyiidae
Product: EEF1A lysine methyltransferase 2
Exons: 2
Coding region: 195-878 (227 amino acids)
Biological process (GO): peptidyl-lysine monomethylation; peptidyl-lysine dimethylation
Cellular component (GO): cytoplasm
Molecular function (GO): protein-lysine N-methyltransferase activity
Source: RefSeq, a predicted model, not a curated record